Pochonia chlamydosporia 170 is the source of this 1095-nucleotide messenger RNA. RefSeq names its product homoserine acetyltransferase. Gene Ontology annotation, molecular function: acyltransferase activity, transferring groups other than amino-acyl groups. The record is from RefSeq and is a predicted model, not a curated record. Gene Ontology annotation, biological process: biosynthetic process. Bases 1 to 1095 code for a protein of 364 amino acids. NCBI's taxonomy places the organism in Eukaryota, Fungi, Ascomycota, Sordariomycetes, Hypocreales, Clavicipitaceae. The transcript is spliced from 3 exons.
AUGGCUGCCGACUACGAAACCUAUCAGCUGGGUGAUUUCAAGCUCGUCAGCGGUGAAACUAUCCCCAAUGCCUUCAUCGCGUACAAGACCAUUGGCGACCCUUCCAAUCCAGCAAUCAUUUAUCCGUCCUGGUUCAGCGGCGCCAUCUCUGACAACGAAUGGCUUGUGGGUGAAGACAAGACGCUCAAUCCCAAGAAAUACUACAUCAUUAUCCCUGCCAUGUUUGGCAACGGCCAGUCCAGCAGUCCGUCGAACACGCCUCGCGAACCUUUCCGCCCGUUCCCCGAUGUGACUAUUCACGAUAACGUAACGGCCCAGCAUCGGCUCGUUACCGAAUGCCUGGGAGUUACCCAUGCGCGCUGCGUCUUGGGAUGGAGCAUGGGCGCGUGCCAAACGUAUCAAUGGGUCACGCAGUACCCAGAUUUUGCUGAUUUCGCAGUCCCCUUUUGCGGAAGCGCACGUACUUCCAUUCACAAUCAAGUCUUCCUCGAGGGAGUCAAAAGUGCCAUUAUCGGUGCAAAGAGAGUCUCGUCCGCCGGUUCGUGCAAGGGCGAGAGCACAGCCCCUGGGGAAUACAGACCGUGGACGAAGGAAGAGAGAUCCGCUGGGUUAAAAGCCAUGGGCCGCGUAUACGCUGGCUGGGGUUUCAGCCAGGCAUUCUACAGACAAAGAUUGUACGAGACUGCCCUGGGUUAUAAGUCCCUCGAGGACUUCAUGUUGAAUUUCUGGGAGAAAUGGGCCCUAUCAAAAGAUCCUGAAAAUUUGCUGCUCAUGCUCCGAGCAUGGCAAGCAGGAGACUGUUCUAAUCAGGAGCCUUAUAACAAGAACUUCGAACUGGCCAUGAAGAGUAUCAAGACCAAGAUGCUCGUUUUACCGGGCAAGGAGGAUUUAUACUUUCCCCCAGAGGACUCUGAAUAUGAGGUGCGGUGCAUGUCGGAGGGGGUAGGAAAGUGCAUUCCCUUCCCAUCUGUAUGGGGACACUGGGCUGGCGGACCUGGGCUGAACCCCGAGGAUCUAAAAUGGCUCGACAACAAGCUUAGGGUCUUCUUGGAGGAUGAAACAAGUUUGAUGGCCGAAACGGGUAUUUCCAAGUAA